AUGACAAAUAUACAACCCAAAAUUGAUUUAUUAGAAUUGGCGUCGGAGCGGUCUUUAGAUCUUUGGAACGAGAUAAGAACAUUCCCUAAAGAAAUGAUUUAUGAACGAGUUCUUGAACCCAGAUCAUUCGAAGAUAAAGAGAUCAAUGAAUUAGUAAAGAAAUUACAACUCAAUCUUUGCUUUCUUUUUAUUGAUAGAGCGAGUUAUUGCGAUAUAUUCUACAAUUUAGUACCUGAAUUAGAAAAGAAAAUAGAUGAAUUAAAAAAUGAGAAUAUCAAAAUCAAAACCGAAAAUACGAAGUUAAAGCAUGACAAAGAAGAAGUUGAAACUGAGAAUAUAAA
Molecule: messenger RNA, 341 nt
Organism: Dentiscutata erythropus
Lineage: Eukaryota; Fungi; Glomeromycota; Glomeromycetes; Diversisporales; Gigasporaceae
Source: the annotation of a GenBank genome assembly